Molecule: messenger RNA, 4495 nt
Organism: Sitodiplosis mosellana (orange wheat blossom midge)
Lineage: Eukaryota; Metazoa; Arthropoda; Insecta; Diptera; Cecidomyiidae
Gene: Hmt4-20
Product: histone-lysine N-methyltransferase Suv4-20
Cellular component (GO): nucleus
Molecular function (GO): protein binding; histone H4K20 methyltransferase activity
Source: RefSeq, a predicted model, not a curated record
AGCAGCACACACAGACAUUGAUGAUGGGCGUGCGUGUGUGAGCGUGUAUGUGCGGUGGCAAAGAGACUUAUCGAACAAAGAGGGACAGAGAUAACUUGUCAGUUUAUACAAAGCAGUAGCUCACUCGUACACAUCGUUGUUGUAUCGAUUUUAUUUUAUACGUGCAUUCGAUUCAUUUUUCUGUAGGAAUAAAAUCGUGAAAUUCUCUAUUUGUUUCCUCCAAAAUAUUUUCAUUUAAAAAAAAAAUGAAAAUUAAAUUAAAUCGCCGUAAAUAAGUUUAACAUAGAAAUGAAUUUUUUGUCGUAGUUAAAGUCGUGAGUAAAUGAAUUAGAAAUUAAAAUUUUAAAAAAAAGUUCAAGCUAUAGUUUCAAAUUCGAAGAAUAUAUACAGAAGUGACAAAGAAAACUUAAGCAUUGGGAAGAAUUAAACGAAAGAAGCAGAAAAAAAGAAAAAAGAAAAAAAAUACGAUCCACAAAGUAAAGGAGAGAGAAUUUUGGCCUGGCAUUGUGUGUGCGCGCUAAGCAAUAUAUAUGUGUACACAUUGAGAGUGUUGUUAGCGUAGUGAGAGAGAGAGAGAGAUACACGCACCGCAAUAUAAUACAACAAUACACGUAAAAACGGAUACCUAAAAAAGCACACACGCUCAUCGCACACACAGAUAGCGAAAGAGAGGAAUAUUACAAUGGUCACAAACACGAAACAUUUAUGGCAGUACCAAUCGGAGAAAUGAAAAAUUAUCGAAAGCGGCCAUUAAAGCGUCGUUCGUCAGAUAAAAGAAAAAAAUCGUCUCGAUACAUUUAUAAAAUUAGAUUAUUGUGAUGCUGUUCUAACGAAUAGAGGUAAUAAUAGUUCGGUUGAAACAAUGCGAACAAUGAAUGUGGCCAGCAAGCGAAUCCACCGAUAUCUUCCACAAAUAUGAAGCAUUUAAUUUCGAAAAUCAACAAGAUAAAAUCAUCGAAUCAAGGAUACAAUGUUUCUAUUGUUCUCUCUCUCUCUCUCUCUCUCUCUCUUCGAUAUUUUUUUCUCAUCAGUCAUGCAUGUAUUUCAAAUGAAAUAUUUAGGCGACCGAAUUCGUUUUUUUUCUCUCUUCGAUGGUUACCACCCUUUUGAAUAACAAUGAUCCUUCUUUUUAUCAAUGCUCAUGCAUUCAAUGAUUCAUUAUUCUCUUUGCUGACGCAGUCAAUCUUCGAUUCCAAUUAUGAUUCCGAGUAAAAAGCAUGUCAGAAGAAAUCCCCAUUUUACAGUCAAAUUAGCUGGCAUCUCAAUUAGUUCGGGGGAACAAAAAUGCAAAUUUGCUCUGGUAUCAGUGUCAGAAGAAUAUUUUGUUCCAUUUUUGAAUGUUUGACGAAAGAAAAAAAUAAAACAAAAAAUCCUCUCUCGUCAUCAUCAGUCCGACAUUGUUCAUUUAUAAUGUUUUAUUUAUAAAACCAAACGGAAGAGUGUGUUUGCGCAAUAGAUCGCUCGUUUGGUUCAAAUGAAAAAUUUAUAUUUCCGAAAUGCAAAAAAUGGUGUAGUAAAACAUUGUUUCAGAAAUGAAACCGUAAAAUGUGAAUCAUAAAAUCUAUCGAAUUCGAGGCUAGUUUCAACAGUCAUUAAUGUGGCAAAAAAGUAAUUCUUUCCAUACUAAUCGAAACUUGAAUAACUAUGGUGGUUGACUCUGGUGCACGGCCACACCGUCAUCCACCAUCGGCUUCAAUGAGUACUACACAGCAGCAGCAUCAUCAAACGUCGCACCAUAGCAAAAUGCAGGCCACUGGUAUGACACCGAAAGAGCUAUCGGAAAAUGAUGACCUCGCCACAUCGCUCGUACUCGAUCCAUACUUGGGCUUUACAACGCAUAAAAUGAACAUAAAAUAUCGACCGCUCAAAGCGAACACUGCUGAACUCAAAAAUAUUGUCGCCGAAUUCAUUCAAACUCAAGACUAUGAGAAAGCGUAUCAACAGAUUAUGAAGGGCGAAUGGAUGCCACGGCACAUCAAAACGAAUAAAAAUAAAUUGGCACAACAACGUCUACAGCAGCAUAUUUAUCGAUAUUUACGCGUUUUCAGUCGUGAAUCUGGAUUCAUGAUCGAAGGAUGCUAUCGUUAUUCAUUGGAAGAUCAAAAGGGUGCCAAAAUAUCGGCAACACGGCGCUGGGAGAAAAACGAUAAAAUCGAAUGUCUAGUCGGAUGCAUUGCCGAAUUGACUGAAGAGGAGGAGAAGGCGUUGUUGCAUCCGGGUAAAAAUGAUUUUUCCGUUAUGUACAGUUGUCGAAAAAACUGUGCACAGCUGUGGUUGGGACCGGCAGCUUAUAUAAAUCAUGAUUGUCGAGCAAAUUGUAAAUUUGUUGCGACCGGACGAGAUACAGCAUGUGUCAAAGUAUUACGCGAUAUUGAAGUUGGCGAGGAGAUUACUUGUUUCUAUGGUGAGGAUUUUUUUGGCGACAACAACAGCUAUUGCGAGUGUGAAACGUGCGAACGUCGUGGCACCGGUGCCUUUGCAUCUAGAAAUAUGAACAGGAGCACAGUCAGUGAUGAUAGUAAUGCGAGUUCAAGUCUCAAGACAAGCGUUGGUGGCGGUAGCCAGGGUACAACAGGAAAUUAUCGAUUACGUGAAACGGACAAUCGAAUCAAUCGCAUCAAGAAUAAAAAUAAAAAUGCAAUACAAAGCGGCGGAUCAAUGAGCGUCGGGACAAGUAAUCGUGCAGAUAAUGAUAAACUUAUGACACCACUUACACUUAGGGAGCUUCGGCAAAAAGGACUAACGAAGUAUGAUGCCGAAAUGAUAAUUGCACAACAAAAUCCAAAUAAUGUGUUCAACAAGUAUCCACAGCUCAUGGCGGUGGAUUCAUCAUCUAAACAAGUCGAUUCAAAUAGUAAGAAAAACGGUGGUAGCCCAGCGAGUAGCACCGAUGAACCAGCAAAAAACCGAACACCUUUGUCGACCCGAAGAAGUAAACGAAUCGUUUCUUCGGAGAGUGCAGUUGCAACAACAACAGCAGCAGCAGCGGCUGAGUCCGUAUUAUCGGCAAGCACAAGGGCCAGUUCAAGCGGUUCGCCGGCGGUGAAAAGCAAAAAGUCACCAGCCAUGUCUUUGAGAGAAAGACGUUUCAAACGGCGUGAGGCUACAAAAAACUUAAGCGAUGGCGGUGUUGCUGCAACAAAAAUCAGUUCAAAUCCAGACACGGAGGCUAAUGAGAGCAUUGCACACAAUCAGAACCAUGAUGGCGCUUCAUCGUCACAGAAUUUAUUAUGCUCAGAUAUCGGACUGAGCAACGGGGUAGCGGUUGCGUUGCAGACCGAAACCACUCCGACCAAAAAUCGAUCGACUGCCAUAGAAAACUGCCGACAAAAUUUAUCUGCGAAAAUCUGUGAUCUGACCAAACGUAAUGAUGAUUUCAUUCGUGAGACGAGCACGAAAGUGGCGAACGAAACGACACCAACGAAAUUGAAUGGUGCGGUUAAGUCGCCAGUAAACGGAUUGAUGCCGAGACGAUCACGCAAAGGAAUUCCACACAAAUUGGAUAUCACAAAUGGAUUCGAUGACACAUCAGACAUUGAAUCAAGUGGUGCAGACUCAAAACUACCUCCGCCAAAUGCUACACAACCACAACGGCCAAUCAAUGGCGUUGUAAAUGGAACAAUUGCCCGAAAACGGAAAAUAUCGAAAAGUGUAAGCGAAUCGGAGAGUACGUCAUCGUGGGAGAAUAAAGCACCAUCAGGCUCACAAUGUUUGAAUUCAGCAAAAGGUGUGAACAAUGCAAUUGUUCUGCAACCGGAGCAUGUUCUAUUGAAAACACCUGAAAGACGUUUAAAACUAACGUUACGCAUGAAACGAAGCCCAAUGUUGGACGAUCUUAUCGAAUCGGGAACGAAUUUAAGUGAUGGAAGUGGCAAUAGUGCGUACAAUACACACUAUGCCCCCGAAUACGAAGUGUUUCGUGUGGAAGGGCUGCUCGACAAUUCGGACGAUGAUGAUUCAUUUGAUGCAUCAGUGUCGUCACCAUCGAAACCACAACAAAAGCGAAAGAAACGACACAAAACCAAGGCGAAAAGCCAUCGCCAUCGACACCGAAAGCAGUCACAGUCACAGCAACAGCAGUACAAUAUGGAACAAACUAGCUCGGAAGAUCAAUCGAAGCCAAUCAACAAUCAUUCGCACUUGAGUCAUCCAUCACACGUAAACCAUACAAAUCAUGAGCAAAUACAAUACCAGAAGAACCAUGAGAUAAAUCAUUUGGAUAAGAUGCAUUACGGCAAUAGUGAUAGCAAAAUCCAGAAUCGCAUUCGACAUUUAAAUAGUAGCUGUAAUAAUUGUAGUGAUCAUUGUAAUUUACAUUUUCUACAGAAGAAGAGCUCACCACACAAUACCCAGCCAAUGAAGCGUUUACGAUUAAUUUUUGGUAAUGAAUCGCAUACUAUUGACAUUCCACCAACAAUCACGCAACAGUCAUCAAAUCCAACAACAAACGCAUCGACGACUAGACUCAUUCCAACCUAAACAGCAUCAUCACCAA